UUUCCCGUGUCGCCCUGUUUUCUGGAAAAAGAUUAGAAAAUCCAAUUUCUUGUUCUGUCUUUCGCCGAAGAAACACGCGUUUUCCCUGGGGAAAUCAUCAAAUGAUGCACAGAGCACUUCUCAACGCCUCGAGACGGGUGGCAACCGUCAGAAGCAUGGCUUCUACCGUUGAAGGAGACGCUUUCCGGCUCAGCGAGUACAGCUCAAAGUAUUUGGGCCAUAGAAAAGCCGCUUUCACUGAAAAACUAGAAAUCGUGAACGCCGACGACACGCCAGCACUGCCAAUCUACAGAGUCACCAACGCCGUCGGUGACGUCAUCGACAAGUCGCAGGACCCAAAUUUCGACGAGCAAACUUCGCUGAAAAUGUACAAAACGAUGACACAGCUGAAUAUUAUGGAUCGGAUCCUGUAUGAUUCGCAGCGUCAAGGACGCAUCUCGUUUUAUAUGACAAGCUUCGGAGAAGAAGGAAAUCAUGUCGGAAGUGCCGCCGCUCUCGAGCCACAGGAUCUGAUUUAUGGACAAUAUCGUGAAGCCGGGGUCCUGCUGUGGAGAGGAUAUACUAUGGAGAAUUUCAUGAAUCAGUGCUAUGGAAAUGCGGAUGACUUGGGAAAAGGCCGCCAAAUGCCAAUGCAUUUCGGAACAAAAGAGCGAAACUUUGUCACAAUCUCAUCUCCACUGACCACUCAACUUCCACAAGCCGUCGGCUCAGCGUACGCUUUCAAGCAACAAAAGGAUAAUAAUCGCAUCGCAGUCGUCUAUUUCGGAGAUGGAGCCGCUUCUGAAGGAGAUGCUCACGCAGCGUUCAACUUCGCCGCCACUCUCAAAUGCCCGAUUAUUUUCUUCUGUAGAAACAACGGAUACGCCAUUUCUACGCCGACUAGUGAACAGUAUGGAGGAGAUGGAAUUGCUGGAAAGGGACCGGCUUAUGGUCUUCAUACUAUUAGAGUCGAUGGAAACGACCUUCUCGCCGUCUACAACGCGACAAAAGAAGCCCGCCGAGUCGCCCUCACCAACCGCCCAGUGCUCAUCGAGGCCAUGACCUACCGCCUCGGCCAUCAUUCAACAUCCGACGACUCGACCGCCUACCGAUCUUCCGAUGAAGUUCAAACAUGGGGAGACAAGGAUCAUCCGAUCACUCGCUUCAAGAAGUACAUCACGGAACGUGGAUGGUGGAAUGAGGAGAAGGAGAUGGAAUGGCAGAAAGAGGUGAAGAAGCGUGUGCUCACCGAGUUCGCCGCAGCUGAGAAGCGGAAGAAGGCGCAUUAUCAUGAUUUGUUCGAGGAUGUUUAUGAUGAGCUUCCACUCAGACUUCGCCGUCAGAGAGAUGAGCUGGAUGCUCAUGUUGCGGAGUACAAGGAGCAUUAUCCGAUGUUGGAGACUCUUCAAUCGAAGCCUUAAAUUCAUUUUUUGUGAUGCUUUUUUUUUCUAUGAAAAUAUUACUAGAAUACGUUUUUUUUUUGUAGAUUUUCCUGUGCCAUUCCGAUGUGUUUUAUCAAAUAGAUUUUGCUUUUAUUUAUGAACCCUCAUGUUUUGUUUCUAGGUGCCUUUUCCCGUGUUCCCCGCAUAUUUCUUUUGUCAGCCCCUUCCCACCUUUCAAUAUGGAGAGGAUACCCCACACUGUUUUAUCGAUUUUUGUGUCCUGAAUAGGGCGUAUAACAAAUAAAAUAGACCGAAUGCUCGAAA
Messenger RNA from Caenorhabditis elegans, 1685 nucleotides. RefSeq names its product 2-oxoisovalerate dehydrogenase subunit alpha, mitochondrial (gene bckd-1A). Gene Ontology annotation, biological process: fatty acid biosynthetic process. Gene Ontology annotation, molecular function: oxidoreductase activity, acting on the aldehyde or oxo group of donors, disulfide as acceptor; branched-chain 2-oxo acid dehydrogenase activity. The record is from RefSeq and is marked reviewed. The transcript has 5 exons. Gene Ontology annotation, cellular component: mitochondrial matrix. Lineage: Eukaryota; Metazoa; Nematoda; Chromadorea; Rhabditida; Rhabditidae. The coding region runs from base 105 to 1400 and encodes 431 amino acids.